Messenger RNA from Achroia grisella, 1166 nucleotides. RefSeq lists its product as uncharacterized. Lineage: Eukaryota; Metazoa; Arthropoda; Insecta; Lepidoptera; Pyralidae. The record is from RefSeq and is a predicted model, not a curated record. Gene Ontology annotation, biological process: proteolysis. The transcript is spliced from 2 exons. Gene Ontology annotation, molecular function: aspartic-type endopeptidase activity. Bases 9 to 1166 code for a protein of 385 amino acids.
UUUUAAAAAUGGCCGCAUUUGAUUUAAAAGCAGCUUUAUUGCUAUUACCUAUAGUGAAUCGGGAUGAGGAAAUUAUAAAAAGCCUUUUAGACGGCAUUGAAUUUUACAAAACUAUCCUCAGGCCUGAUGACCACCCCUUACUAAUAAAUUUUAUAUUAAAGACGAGACUUUCUAGUUGUGCCAAAUUAAAAUUAAAAUCAAACUACGAUAAUAUUAAUAAUUUAACGGAGGAUAUAAGAAAAAUUCUAUUACCAAGUAAAUCGUAUACAUUCAUUUUAACGCAACUACAAAAAUGUAGGCAGGGUAAUAGAACAAUUUUAGAGUUUGGGGAUGAAAUUGAAAGGUUGUUUGUUGAAUUAACAAUUGCCCAAGCGGGGGGUUUGAACACCGCGUAUGAUAUUCUAUUGCCCAUAAAUGAGAAUAUUGCAAUUAGGCAAUUUGCAUACGGGCUAAACGAUAGUAGGUUGACAAUGUAUAUAAUAUGUCGAAAAAUAUCAAAUUUACAAGAAGCUGUCAAAACAGCAAUAGAAGAGGAGGAAUUCAUUCCUAAGAACUUCCAAACGUGUUUAAUAAAUAAAAUAAAUUAUGACGCACGAGAAUUUGAUCGCAGAACAAAUCAAUGUCAAGCGAAGCGUAAUAAUACUAAGGCGCGAAGUCAGCAAAAUACAAUAAUGCAUAGUAAAGAAGGUCGCGCAGUUUGUUAUAGUAAGCAUAUGAAUUACGUCAAAGCGUCAGCUGAUAGUAGGAAUAGCGAUAGAAAGACAUCGUUAGAUUUUGUUCAUGAAAAUAAGAAUACCGAAAUUUUAGCUUUUAACACAAAUAAUGUAGUUAAAUUUAAUUGUUUUAAUAAUGAUAUAUUUUUGAUAGCAGACUCAGGAGCAUCAAUGUCAGUUUUAAAGUAUGAUUGGUUAAAAAAUUUGCCUUCAAUUAAGAUCCAUAAAGAUAACGCUAUAAUAAAAGGCGUCUGUGGUAAUCUAGAAGCAAUGGGAUUUGUUUACCUGAAUCUUGAAUUUCAGAAACUGCAAUUUAGACAAAAGUUUUAUGUAUUUAAAGAAUUACAGUGCAGUUCCCAUGGUAUAUUAGGAGAAGAUUUUUUAAUACAAUUUAAAGAGGGAGGGGACACCCUCACCAUAGACACCCUACUUUUCAGGGGAGGUGUGGUAUAG